Molecule: messenger RNA, 2750 nt
Organism: Diceros bicornis minor
Lineage: Eukaryota; Metazoa; Chordata; Mammalia; Perissodactyla; Rhinocerotidae
Product: zinc finger protein 791-like
Exons: 5
Coding region: 156-1946 (596 amino acids)
Biological process (GO): regulation of transcription by RNA polymerase II
Cellular component (GO): nucleus
Molecular function (GO): DNA-binding transcription factor activity, RNA polymerase II-specific; RNA polymerase II cis-regulatory region sequence-specific DNA binding
Source: RefSeq, a predicted model, not a curated record
CCGCGGGGUUGCCGGUGGUCGCUCCGGCUGUGCAGCGGGUGGGCUGUUCCUGCCGGUAAAGGCCUGAGGUGGCUCCGCCACGGUGUCUGUCGCUGUGACCUGCCCGGGCCGCGGCAGUCGUAGCGUGACCGGCUGGGAACCCCAGAAGCCGGAGAAUGGAUUCAGUGGCCUUUGAGGAUGUGGCUGUAAACUUCACCCUGGAGGAAUGGGCUUUAUUGGAUCCUUCACAGAAGAAACUCUACAGAGAUGUGAUGCGCGAAACCUUGAGGAACCUGGCUUCAAUAGGGAAAAAAUGGGAAGACUGUAACAUUGAAGAUCAGUACAAAAAAAAGGGAAGACAUCUAAGAAGUCGUGUGGUAGGGAGACCCUGUGAAAGUAAAGAGGGUCGUCAGUGUGGAGAAAACUUCAGCCAUAUUCCAAAUCUCAAUCUGAACAAGAAAACGUCUACCAAAGUAAAACCAUGGGAGUGCAGUACAUGUGGAAAAGUCUUCAUGAGUCAUUCAUCCCUUAAUAGGCACAUGAGAUGUCACACUGCGCCCAAACCGUACAAGUAUCAGGAAUAUGGAAAGAAGCCUUAUAAAUGUAAGCAUUGUGGGAAAGCCUUCAGUUAUCUCCAACCUUAUCAAAAACAUGAAAGAAAUCACAGUGUAGAGAAAACCUAUAAAUGUAAGGAAUGUGGGAAAUCCUUUAGAUAUCGCCAGUCUGUUCGCAAACAUGAACGGACUCACACUGGAGAGAAACCCUAUCAGUGUAAACAGUGUGGAAAAGCCUUUAGAUAUCAUCAGACCUUUCAAACACAUGAGAGGACUCACACAGGAGAGAAACCCUAUGAAUGUAAACAGUGUGGUAAAGCCCUCAGUUGUCCCAGUUCCUUUCGAAGUCAUGAAAGGACUCAUACUGGAGAAAAACCUUAUGAAUGUAAAAAGUGUAGUAAAGCCUUCAGUUGUCCCAGUUCUCUUCGAAAACACGAAAGAACUCAUACUGGAGAGAAACCCUAUGACUGCAAGGAAUGUGGGAAAGCCUUCAUUUCUCUUGGAAGCUUUCAGAGACACAUGAUAACACAUACUGGAGUUGGACCUUAUAAAUGUAAGGAAUGUGGGAAAGCAUUCAAUUGUCCCAGUUCAUAUCGAAUACAUGAAAGAUCUCACACUGGAGAAAAACCCUAUGAAUGUAAACAAUGUGGUAGAGCCUUCAGUUGUUCCAGUUCCUUUCGAACACAUGAAAGAACUCACACUGGAGAGAAACCCUAUCAAUGUAAGGAAUGUGGAAAAGCCUUCCAUUGGCUCACUACUUUUCAAGUCCAUGUGAGAACUCACACUGGAGAGAAACCCUAUAUAUGUAAGCAAUGUGGGAAAGCCCUUAGUUGUCCCACUUCGUUUCGAAGACAUGAAAGGACUCACACUGCAGAGAAACCCUAUGAAUGUAAACAAUGUGGGAAAACCUUCAGUUCUGCUCUAGGUUUGCAGAUACAUGGAAGAACUCACACUGGAGAGAAACCUUAUAAAUGUGAGGAAUGUGGGAAAGCAUUUGUUUCUCUCACAAGCUUUCGAAGACACAUGAUGACACACACAGGAGAUGGACCUUAUAAAUGUAAGGAAUGUGGGAAAGCCUUCAAUUGUCCCAGUUCAUUUCGAAUACAUGAAAGAACUCACACUGGAGAGAAACCUUAUGAAUGUAAAAUAUGUGGUAAAGCCUUCAGUUGUUCUAGUUAUGUUCAAGUGCAUGAAAGAACUCACACUGGAGAGAAACCUUAUGAAUGUAAGGAAUGUGGAAAAGCCUUCAUUUAUCGCACAACCUUUCGAGGACAUAUGAGAGUGCACACUGGAGAGAAACCAUAUAAGUGUAAAGAAUGUGGGAAAGCCUUCAGUCGACCCAGUUCAUUUAGAAGCCAUGAAAGAAUUCACACUGGAGAGAAGCUUCUUGAAUUCUGUUGGAUCCAUGGGUGAGUUGAAAUGUAAGUGUAAUAUGCCAAUAGAAUUAAUGCUUAUAUAAUUUUUAAAUUGUUCUGCAAGUUAAGGAAUAAUGUUGGUAUUUGUUGGGAUUUACCUUGUCUGUCAGGUACUAGAUACUCCUUACCCAUUAUAAGUAUUCUUCCUUUCUUACGAGAAACUUUUUCUCACAAGAGCUUUCUUCCAUUUUCUUUGAUUAAUAAAUUUGUUUUGUUGGCAUAAAUUUGUAAGUAUGCAAAAUUUAUCGUCGAGUAUAAUCUCACUUGAGUUACUAUUUACAUCUUUUCCUUUUACUCUGUCAUUCUUUCUGACUGUGAUUUGGAUAAUAGACUUUACAUAAAGAAAAGAGAUCUGUAUUGACAUCAACCUCAAACUUAUGAAGCAACCUUAAAAUGUUCACAAGUGUAAUUAUUUUAGAUUUAAAUUCAUAGCUACAGUAUCUUUGCACCAAAGCGACAUUUUUUCCCCCAUCAAUGUAUUAAAACCCUGCCACAUUACUCUGAUGUCACCAUUAGGAGUAUCUUUUCCCCAUAAUACAAUUAGAAUGAUUGUGUGAUGCCACUAAAGUCAACUAGUGACAUUAUAUUCCCUCCAUUCAUAUUGGGCACCUGCUCCGUGCCUGUGCUGGACACCGGAAAUAACAGCAGUGAGUGUAAGCCAUGUGGUUGCUGCUCUCACAGUGCUUCAAGUCUGUGAGAUAAAAUAGAGUCGUCAUGUUUCUAGCUAUUUUCCUUAGUGUUUAUAUUUGAAGUCACAUUCAUUUUUGCGUUGACAUUAUAUGUGAUAGACCAAUAAACUUUU